Molecule: messenger RNA, 1968 nt
Organism: Peronospora matthiolae
Lineage: Eukaryota; Oomycota; Peronosporomycetes; Peronosporales; Peronosporaceae
Source: the annotation of a GenBank genome assembly
AUGCCGAGCCACUCGGUGUCAUCGUCCUCUCCCCGCACAUGUGCAUCCAAGUCGAGCGUGUCUUUCGACGGCUUUCCUGCCACGUCGGACGUGCCGGACGUGACGAUGCGCUCGUCGUCCAUGUCUGCCACAAUGACAAGCACCUCCACCAACAAGUCGGGUACAGCCCCUAGCUCCCCUCCCGAUCCAAGUGUCCACGCUGCACUCUUAUCGUCAUUGGGAACCAGCAACUGCAACACGAACGGGACGACGUCCCACCUCUCUUGUCGCCCCGCUCUCCCUGAUCGAACGUCGGGUGACGUCCCUCGUACAGUGAAGCUCCUGAGUGAACUGGAGCGGUCGUGGGCCAUGUUUGCAGCUUCGUGGAAGGUCGUCGAGUUGUUUGGGGGGAUGCAGAUCUGGCACGAACAGUCGAGGGAACUCACGACGGCGGAGCCACUGAACAACGUGCUGCUGUCCACGACGUCCGCUGGAUUCGUGACAUUUGUCGCGGGACACAUUGGAGGAGCAGGUUUUGUCGUCUCGGUGCUACUCACGGCUUUUGUCGUAGUCGCAGCGUGGUGGACCCUUACAAAUGUAAGAGCGAAGAAGGUCGUGCCGUGUUUUAAAGCUCUGCAAGUAGUCGACGGCUCGCCGUCCGAGAUUUUCCUCUAUUUGAUGGGGAUCAAGAAUUAUCCCGUCUGGGACGCUUCGGUGGAGACGGCAGAAGUCGUGCAUACGAUUGAUGACCAUUCCGAUAUUAUUCAUAUUGUCUACCGACCUGUGUGGAUGUGGCCAAUAUGGAUGACUCCAAGAGAUCUGUGCUUGUUGAGGUACUGGCGACGAGCGGAAGACGGAUCGUACGUCAUUUGUAUGCAAAGCGCGCUGCACCCCGAGUGUCCGCCUAUGCAUGGACUGGUGCGCGCGACUUGUAGGGGCGGUGGCUUCAUCAUCUCUCCGCGUGCUUUGGGUGUCGCACUGGGGGAUGAAUUGACGUCGAUGGUCACUAACGUGGUGCACUUGGACCCACGGGGAUGGGAAGGCAAGCUGUUGCAACGCUUAGGUCUCAUGCACUUGUACGUGCGACCUCAAGUGUUGUCGUUGACUGGGUUGCGCGAUGUGAUGGAAGCACGCAAGUACGUGUGUCCAAAUGUGCCCGAAGAGCUCUCGGUAACCUUCACGGCGUCAACAGAGGAGCAGCAAGCGAACGCAGCAGCAGUACAAGCAGGAAGAGAUAUUGUUAACGACCCGGAUGCACCGGUGUCUCAAUUGGAGGAGUUCCCGAGUAACGUACCGAGAUCGAUGUGGGCUGAACCGGAUGGCGCAGCUAUGAUGGUGCGAGGCCCCGACUACUUGGUCGACCAGCGAAAGAUCCCGUCGCAGUCUCCAUACUUUCGCCUUGUGGGUGUCGACCUGUUCCAGUCCUCAGAAUCUGUCGAGCACAUUGCCUCACUUCCAGAUAAUUCUGUCCAGCGCGAAUUGCGGCGCCAUGAGGAGCAAGGAACAGAGAUGCCUUUCACGUUUGUGGUCAACUUUGUGGUGCCAGGCACUCCUCGCAUCAACUUGGUAUUAUACUAUCAGGCGCCUCAUCCGUCCGUGUUGGUGGAUGGCUCUCCGUCGUCUGAGUUGAUGGCCGACUUUCUAGAGAACUCGGAUGAGUUUCGCAAUGAACGGUUCAAGCUUAUUCCCUGCAUCGUUGAGGGGAGCUUUAUCGUGCGUCAGGCUGUGGGCUCUACUCCUGCACUUAUCGGCAAGAAGCUGCGUCAGCCUACAUUCCGCGGCAAGCAGUAUUUUGAGCUGGAUGUCGACAUUGCCUCGUCGGCAGUCGCCAAUCGUGUAGUCGGCCUCGUGUCAGGGUACACGAAGAAACUAGUGAUUGACAUGGGUUUUGUGCUGGAAGGCCAGAGCCCUGAUGAAUUACCCGAGAGACUUUUUGGCAGUGUGCGUCUCGUUCAUCUUGACCUGGACGUCGCCAAGAAACUCACGUAA